AUGCCUCUGUCUUUGGUGCGAAUUCCUUCCCUAUGUGCUGCUCUUGCUGGUAAUCUCAUCGGUCUAUACUAUUAUGCAGAGGACGAUUCUCCUUAUCCAGAAGUGCGCUCGGCCGUUGCUAACUCGGACGAUCCGACAAUACCCGUAUCAACUUUGCGCUCAUGGAUGCUUGGUAUAAUAUGGGCGAUGAUCAUCCCGGGCCUGAACCAAUUUUUCUUUUUCCGAUACCCUUCUCUCACACUUACUGGGAUAUUCGCACAAUUGACGGUGUUUCCCGUUGGCAGAGCUCUGGCGAGGUUUGUCCCUCGAGUGAAAGUGCUUGGGAUUCCGCUGAAUCCAGGCCCGUUCUCAAUCAAGGAACAUGUCCUGAUCACUAUCAUGGCAACGGUGGGCGCCAGCAGCGCCUACGCCACUGAUAUCGUUGCUGUCCAGAGGAUUUAUUAUAAUCAAGACUUUGGGUUUGGACACCAAUGGAUGAUGAUAAUGUCCACUCAGUUGAUCGGAUUUUCGAUUGGUGGUAUUGCCCGUCGGUUUCUCGUACAGCCUCCAUCCAUGAUCUGGCCGACGAACCUAGUAACAUGCGCGCUAUUUAAUACUUUGCAUGCACACACCUAUGCGGGCAUCGGUUACCGCGCAGGAAUAGGCCGUGAAGCCUUUUUUCUCUACGCCUUUAUUGGUUCUUUCUGCUGGUACUUCGUGCCUGGUUAUCUCUUCACGGCCCUCAGCACCUUCACAUGGGUAACGUGGAUGGCGCCCAACAGCGUUCCGGUCAACGAGAUGUUUGGGUACCAACAUGGCAUGGGUAUGAGUGUCAUCACCUUAGACUGGGCUCAGAUCGCCUACAUAAGCUCGCCCCUGGCCACGCCAUGGUGGGCUGAAGCCAACGUCUUUGCAGGCUUUGUGCUCGCUUACUGGAUCAUCGUCCCGGCGCUGCACUUCACGGAUGUAUGGUAUGGUAAAUAUAUGCCGAUCUCCUCUCGGGGAGCCUACGACAAUACCGGAGCCUCGUACAACGUUACUAGGAUUAUCAACCCUGAUGCGACCUUCAAUGAAGAACAGUACGAAGCUUAUAGUCCCCUAUUCCUCUCUACGACGUUUGCCAUGUCGUACGGACUGUCCUUCGCCAGCAUCACCGCUACAGUCACCCAUUCGUUUCUGUAUUUUCGCGCCCAUAUCAUGCGGCAUUCACGGCUGUCUUUACAAGAGCAGCCGGAUAUACACGCACGUUUGAUGUCCUACUACCCCCAAGUGCCUUCAUGGUGGUACGCAAUAAUAUUUAUUGUUAUGUUCAUAUUUGGUGCCGUAAGCAUCACGCUGUGGGACACAAAAUUCCCUAUCCACUUUUUCCUUCUUGCUUUAGUCAUAUCAUUUCUCUACGUUAUUCCUGUCGGGAUUAUCCAGGCCAUCACUAACCAGCAAAUAUCUCUCAACGUUUUCACGGAGCUGGUCAUUGGAUUCGCACAUCCGGGUCGCCCAGUUUCCAUGAUGUUGUUUAAAACAUAUGGUUAUGUUACCAUGACCCAAGCUCUGCAAUUCACAUCGGAUUUCAAGCUUGGCCACUAUAUGAAGAUCCCUCCACGGGUGAUGUUUCUAGCUCAAGUUCUCGCUGCGGUCGUUGCUGGUACCACACAACUUGGAGUUCAGACUUGGUUAUUUGCGAACAUUGCCGACAUUUGUACGUCUGACCAGAAAGAUGGUUGGACGUGUCCUUCGACGGAAGUGUUCGGGACGGCAAGUGUCAUCUGGGGCGUCAUUGGCCCUUCGCGCCAACUAUCCAGAGGCCAAAUAUACUAUGCCCUGGUCUUUUGCUUCAUUAUUGGUCUCGUCUGUCCGAUUAUUGCCUACUACAUCAGUCGCAAGUUCCGAAGAAACGGGUGGCUCUCUUAUUUGACCUUUCCUAUCAUCUUUUCUGGGACCGGAUACAUGCCUCCAGCCAGUGCCGUAAACUACGUGCCUUGGGCUGCUGUCGGAUUCAUUUUUCAGUUCUACAUCCGCCGGUAUCACUUCUCAUGGUGGACGAAAUACAACUACGUUCUCUCCGCUGCCUUGGACGGAGGUGUGGCCUUUUCCGCUGUAGCGAUAUAUUUCUGUUUGAAUUAUCCAAUGGGGGGAACGAUGGGAGAGCACAGCAUAAAGUCUUGGUGGGGAAAUACUGUUGUGUCUGGUACCGCAGAUUAUAAGGGAAUACCUAUGCGUACUGUUUCCGAAGGGGAAUAUUUCGGGUGA
This is a messenger RNA of Guyanagaster necrorhizus, 2226 nucleotides long. RefSeq names its product small oligopeptide transporter. The transcript has 17 exons. Gene Ontology annotation, molecular function: oligopeptide transmembrane transporter activity. Gene Ontology annotation, biological process: transmembrane transport. The record is from RefSeq and is a predicted model, not a curated record. NCBI's taxonomy places the organism in Eukaryota, Fungi, Basidiomycota, Agaricomycetes, Agaricales, Physalacriaceae. Bases 1 to 2226 code for a protein of 741 amino acids.